UUGCGGGCCCGAGGCAUGAUCUUAAGUCCAGAAGAAGCACUCGACUGGUCCGGUCGCGGCCAACACGUGGAAUAUCAACCACAUGAAGCAGCCGCAGUACCGCUCGUCUCGAACGGAAACCUAGGGUAUGGUGCUUCGGGUUUCGUCGAUAGAGUUAGAUGUCGCCGGAUCGACCUGGCCCGCAAAACAAUUCGAUGUAAUCGACGACUAACCAAAGAGGAGGCUGUUACCGAGGUCGAACAUCUCCAGCGCCUACAGCACCGUCACAUAGUUCGAUUGGUGGGGACAUAUUUGCUGAAGAAAGACCUUGUCAUUUUGCUGUACCCGGCAGCUGAGUGGAAUCUGGAAGAGUACAUGGAUGAGCUGUUUGAAGGCAGAUCCGAGAUCGCGAAGACAGAUGCUGCCACUUUAUCCACCUUCGUGGGAUGCCUUUCAAACGCCAUUCAAUACAUGCACAACAACAACGUGAAGCACAUGGAUAUCAAGCCAAAGAACGUCCUGAUUAGGGAUGGUUUCUUUGAGCUUGAAGUUUACGUCGCCGACUUCGGGAUUGCACGAGCGUACAAGUGCGCCGACGAUUCAAACACUGAUUCGCCAACACCCUUUACUAGACUCUACGCUGCACCCGAGGUUGCUGCUCAAGAAUCACGAGGGUUUCCGGCAGACGUGUUCUCGCUCGGGUGUGUCUUCAUAGAGAUAUUUGCAAGUAUCAUGACAACAGCUAAACAAGACGAACGGGAAGAGCUCGUGAAGGUCCGCAGUCAAGGAGCAGAGAGAACAUACCAUGCCAAUGCGGAGGCU
Molecule: messenger RNA, 801 nt
Organism: Boeremia exigua
Lineage: Eukaryota; Fungi; Ascomycota; Dothideomycetes; Pleosporales; Didymellaceae
Product: kinase-like domain-containing protein
Exons: 2
Biological process (GO): protein phosphorylation
Cellular component (GO): nucleus
Molecular function (GO): cyclin-dependent protein serine/threonine kinase activity; ATP binding
Source: RefSeq, a predicted model, not a curated record